GUUCAUAUCAACACUGCAGCUUCUCUGUUUGUCACUCAUGUUUAUCAAUUUAUAAGGAUGAAAUAUUUAAACAUAAACAAAAUUGGCAAAACACACAACAUGUUGACGCACACCCUAAUGUAAGACUGAAACUGUUUUGACCUCUUGCUUGGAACAACACAGUAGUGAUUAUGAUUCCGAGAUGUCCACUAUUGUAGGAAGUAAUGUGUGUCCAAGAACAUAGAGCAAGCUACCACACUUUGUAGUGUUUGAGCAUUCUGCAUGGAAGCAAAUUUUUUCAUUAUCAACAAAAAUACUUGAAAAGUUGAAUUUUUAAAAAUGUGUGAAAUGGCAAAUUGCACAAAAGUCGAGGGCUGCCUGUAUUUAAGAAGACAAAUAUUCUAUUUUAAGGGCAAAAUGUUUGGAGUUUCAGCAAAGACAAACAUUUCAAAAUCUGAUGCUCCUUGGUGUGGACACUGUAAAGCACUAGCCCCGGAAUAUGCCAAAGCCGCUAAGCAACUGUUGGAAGAAAAAUCUGAAAUACGACUGGCAAAAGUUGAUGCGACCGAAGAAUCUGAACUAGCAGGAAAGUUCAAGGUGAAAGGUUAUCCAACAAUCAAAUUCUUCCGUGAGGGAGAGCCCAUUGAUUAUACGGGUGGACGCACUGCAAACGAUAUCGUCAACUGGUUGAAAAAGAAAACCGGACCACCCGCUAUUACUUUAAAUACAGUUGAAGAAACAGUGCAAUUUAAAGACAGUAAAGACGUGGUAGUGAUAGGAUUCUUUAAGGACCCAGAAAGUAAACUAGCAAAAGUUUAUUUAGAGGCUGCUUACGCGAUCGACGACCAUCCUUUUGGCAUCACUUCCAAUGAAAAUGUUUAUAAAGAGUUUAAAGUCGAGAAAGAUACCAUCAUCUUAUUUAAAAAAUUUGAUGAAGGAAAGAAUGAAUAUGAAGAAGAAAUUACAAAAGAUAACAUUAAAAAAUUUGUUAAAAGCAACAGUUUGCCAUUGGUCAUUGAAUUCAGUCAUGCGACUGCUCAAAAGAUAUUUGGAGGUGAGAUAAAAUUGCAUAAUCUCCUUUUUAUUAGUAAAAAGAGCAAAGAUUUUGAUGAAAUACUGAAGAAAUAUAAUAAUGUUGCAAAAGAAUUUAAGAAUAAGGUGUUGUUUGUCUAUAUUAACUCCGACGAAGCUGAUCACGAAAAAAUAAUUGAAUUCUUCGGUCUGAAAAAAGAAGAACAGCCAACAAUGAGAUUAAUUAAAUUGGAAGAAGGAAUGUCAAAAUAUAAGCCAGAAACUACAGAACUUUCUGAAGAAAACAUUCAAAAAUUUGUAAAAGGAGUUCUAGAUGGAACAAUCAAACAACAUUUGCUUUCUCAAGAUCUUCCUGAAGAUUGGGAUAAACACCCAGUUAAAGUUUUAGUAAAUAAGAAUUUUGAUGAAGUUGCAUUUGAUAAAUCUAAAGAUGUGAUCGUUGAAUUUUAUGCGCCUUGGUGCGGUCACUGCAAACAGUUGGCUCCCAUCUACGAAGAAUUGGGAGAGAAAUACAAAGAUCGCGAUGAUAUAGUCAUUGCCAAAAUGGAUGCCACUGCCAACGAAUUGGAACACACAAAAAUUAACAGUUUUCCCACAAUUAAAUUAUACAAAAAGGGAACUAAUGAGGCUGUAGAAUACAACGGCGAACGAACGCUGGAGGGCAUCUCUAAGUUCAUCCAGACUGACGGAGAGUACGGCCGAGCCGCUCCCGACCAGGAACCCGAAGUUCAGGAGGAGCCGAAAGAAGAGGAUUCCAAGAAGGACGAAUUAUGAAAAUUAAUUUAUCUACGUAACAAUUUCCGCGGCGGACGGAACGGGCGGGGGGUUUUUACCCGUUCCUGGUUACCGUCGUCUCGUGUAUUUUCGUCGGGGGAAGAAUAAAUGUAUUUGUUUUCGUUAUUUUUACUCUAUUGUUUUCUACUCUUUAAAUUACUAUUAAAAAACCUUACCUUA
Centruroides sculpturatus (bark scorpion) is the source of this 1965-nucleotide messenger RNA. RefSeq names its product protein disulfide-isomerase-like. Gene Ontology annotation, cellular component: endoplasmic reticulum. The transcript has 11 exons. The record is from RefSeq and is a predicted model, not a curated record. NCBI's taxonomy places the organism in Eukaryota, Metazoa, Arthropoda, Arachnida, Scorpiones, Buthidae. Gene Ontology annotation, biological process: protein folding; response to endoplasmic reticulum stress. Bases 319 to 1785 code for a protein of 488 amino acids. Gene Ontology annotation, molecular function: protein disulfide isomerase activity.